GUUCGGAAUCACAGUGUCGGGGGCCGAUUGUUGCAGGAUCGCUCAGUGGGAAAUAUAGAUACAAAUCGCUGCUCACGAUUCCAGUUCGAACUUUAUUUUUCGUAUCUAUGUGCCCUGUGGACGCUCGAGGGCAGACGCUGGGGGACGGGGACCGGGUCGAAGGCACGCUGCUCGACGUCGACCACAUCGCCGAUUUCCACGACGAGGCGGUCAGGGCGCUUUACGACGACCAGAGCGACGACCUGAGCGCCCCCAGCCGACACGCCCUCGCCAAGCUGACGGGGCUGACGGGUGAAGGGCGGUGCGAGGCCGCCUAUGCCCGCUGCCCUGGGCGCCUCUCACCCAAGAUGGCCCUGGGCGUCAUUUUCAAGGAGCUGGGCGUGUCUCCUGGCCACAACUAUGACCACUGGACCGGCGCAGUAAACAACGUCACCAAUAGCAUCGAGAUGUAAACAGAGUGACGGAGGCAGGGACGAGCGGAGCGCAACAACAACAGCAGUAUUGUAGAUGAGGAAGAAAGGGAAAAAAACAGCAAAUCAUCAGAAAACUAGUGUUAUUUAUUCUAUUUA
Penaeus chinensis is the source of this 569-nucleotide messenger RNA. RefSeq lists its product as uncharacterized. The transcript is spliced from 3 exons. Lineage: Eukaryota; Metazoa; Arthropoda; Malacostraca; Decapoda; Penaeidae. The record is from RefSeq and is a predicted model, not a curated record. The coding region runs from base 108 to 452 and encodes 114 amino acids.